ACACAGAGCUACUCCAAUCAGGACAAAUGUUAAAGUAACGUAAGGUUUAUGAUAUCUGUUAUCACUAAAAGACAGGUGCUAGUCUCUCAUUAGGGAUUAGAUUGCAAGCUGUGAAGAGUAUGGAUGUCCUGAAAACUGUCCUCGUGCUGGCAAUUGUUGUGCCGGCAAUCUAUGGUGCUGUCCUACAGCUGCCCAAGACCAGGUCCUGCAUGACUGACGGGGAGUGUGGGACAGGAGAGUGCUGUGCCAAGCAGCUCGGACCCCUCAUCGUCAGCAGGAAGAGGGAUGUGUUCACUACCCCCGACCCUGCCACUGUACAAGGGACCUGCAAGCCGUACCUGAAGCACGGAGAGUGGUGCGGUGGAGUCUGGAAGCAGAACGGCUUCUGUGGGUGUGCCCCCUCCCUCACCUGCCACCGUUACCCCCUCACGGGCAUUGUCACUAGGGGGAAGAGGAAGAUGUUGGCAGGCAACUAUCUCUGCGAGCCAAAGGAAAUGGGCCCCUAGAUCGCGAUGAAACAUGUCCAAUACGUCUACUUGAAAUAUAUAAAAUAUGCAGG
Messenger RNA from Haliotis rubra (blacklip abalone), 559 nucleotides. RefSeq lists its product as uncharacterized. The record is from RefSeq and is a predicted model, not a curated record. The coding region runs from base 120 to 506 and encodes 128 amino acids. The transcript is spliced from 3 exons. NCBI's taxonomy places the organism in Eukaryota, Metazoa, Mollusca, Gastropoda, Lepetellida, Haliotidae.